GGCCGGGGCCGGGCCCGGGGCCGACCCCUCCCCGACGCCCCCGGCCCGCGGCUGCUGGACCCUGCGCGCCCCCCUCGGCCCGCCGCGCCGCUCACCGUCCCCGCCGGACGCGCCCUCGAGCUGCGCUGCAAAGGCGGGAAGAUGGGCUGGACCCUCCCCGCCGCCCUGCACGCCGCCCGGGACCCCAGGCUCAGCAUCCAGCAGCACGAACGCUACAGUCAGCUGGUCCUGGCCAACGCCAGCGCGGCCGACACCGGGCAGUACGGCUGCUGGCCGCAGCUCUGCCCGGGCCCCGGCUGUGGGAAGGACGAGGCCAAGACCAUCUCCACCUAUGUCUUCGUUCCCGAGGAGGGUGAGCUGUUCGUGCCUUCCCCCAACUACUUCGACGUGGUGUACCUGGUGGCAGACCAGCCGGCCGUGGUCCCCUGCAGAGUGACGGUGCCGGCCGCCAGGGUCACGCUGCACAGAGAGUUCCCGGCCCAGGAGAUCGUGGCCAACGGCAACGGGUCGGAAGUUGUCUACGAUGCCCAGAGGGGCUUCGUGUUUCCGCGACCCCAGGCAGAGCACCAGGGGGUCGUGUACUGCCGGGCCGACGCGCAGGGCCUGGUCCAGGUCUCCAACAAGUACCAGCUGCUCUUUGUGGCAGUGCCCAAGGGGCCCCCACCCACCACCAUCCUGGCCACAGACAGCCGCAAGCGGGGCAGGGGCCGUGUCAGCGUCCACUGCUCAGCCCUGGGGCAGCCCGGUAUCGAGGUGGAAUUCAGCUGGACUUACCCAGGUCAGAAGGACCGGCGACCUGUGACCAUUCAAGACUCCUGGCGAUUAGUGCCCCGCGGGGAUGGCCACACCACCAGGGUGUCCACCAGCGUCCUGACCCUCAACGACUUCGCCAGCCCCGAUGCCGGGCUCUACACCUGCGCGGCCCAGACGCCACAGGGCCGGACCACUGUGGCUGUCCAGGUUGGGGUCUGAACUGGGGGGAGGGAGGAAGAAAGGGAGAGGGGCCGCCGUCGCCCUGGGACGGGAUUACCGAUUCCUCGUGCUGCCCCCGCACGGGGGCCAUCGGGUCGCGAGUGCAGUCACCUCCAGUAAAGCCACGCUGCGCUGUCUUGCGGAAA
Messenger RNA from Ornithorhynchus anatinus (platypus), 1118 nucleotides. RefSeq names its product platelet derived growth factor receptor like (gene PDGFRL). The record is from RefSeq and is a predicted model, not a curated record. The transcript is spliced from 5 exons. The annotation marks the transcript as partial. NCBI's taxonomy places the organism in Eukaryota, Metazoa, Chordata, Mammalia, Monotremata, Ornithorhynchidae.